AUGGCAUUCUCAAAGGAAAACAAUAGUAAGGGACAAAAGAAGUCCUUUUUAAAAACCGCAGUAUUUUCUCUUUUAUUCUUAUGGAUGGCCCAUUGCUCAAAUAACGUUGAAGGAACUAUGAAGGACUCAAGAGUUCAAAGAUCAUUAGCAGUAGCAAAGCCCAAUAAGAAAAAGAACCCCUUAAUGAAAACCCGUGUAGUAAAGGAAAUUACUCAUGGUGGAUUUAAAGAAUAUGAAGAAAAGUACGAAUCCAAACACUACAAAUUAAAAGAAAAUGUAGAAAGUGGAAAUAAGAACUGCGAUGAAAAAUAUGAAGCAGCAAAUUAUGGAUUUAGAGAAAAAUGUCCAUAUGAAGUAGACCCAUAUGGAGGUGCUGCAGGACCAGAUAUUUUCUUAUUAAGAAAAAGAUUCCCCUUUGGUCCAGAUAACCAAUAUGAAGAUGAUGAAGAUGAUUUAUUUGAACCAGAAAGUUCAGAAGGAUACCCAAGAAUACUAAGGCACUAUGUAGAAGAAGAUGAUUCUAGAGGAAAAAAUAUCAAUAGCCCAUAUCCAGAAAACUUCAGUAGUUUUAAAGGUUCAAACAAAAAAUGUUCAAGUGCUGGUACGGUAAAGGGAGAAAGUGAUGGAACACCUACAGGAAAGGGAAAAAAAGUAAUUAAACGUAAUGCUACUAAUCCAGUUGCACCAGGAAAGGGAAAAAAAGAUACCGAAAAUUAUGAUAAAAUACUGGAUGAUGUAGAUACAAAUAAAAAUGGUAAAAAAGAAAAAGCUAAACCAUGUUGUAACACAAAAACAAAAUCUAAAAAAAAUUGA
Plasmodium malariae is the source of this 813-nucleotide messenger RNA. Its product is annotated as knob-associated histidine-rich protein, putative. The coding region runs from base 1 to 813 and encodes 270 amino acids. Lineage: Eukaryota; Apicomplexa; Aconoidasida; Haemosporida; Plasmodiidae. The transcript has 2 exons. The record is from RefSeq and is a predicted model, not a curated record.